AUGGCAGACAAACAGGAGGCCAAUAGGUUAGCAUCCUUAGCUAGAGCUCAGAUGAAUGUGCAGAAUGACGGUCAACAAGUACGACAUUCAAAUCCUAAGGAUGAUAACUUGGGAGAUGAGGAUUUUCUAAACCCUGGAAGGCAAGAUCAUUGGCAGGUCCAGUAUGACCUCAAUGAUGAUGAUGAUGUUGGAAUGGAUGAAGAAGGUGCAAUGGGUGAAAUUAUUCCUCCACCAUUAUCUCCUGGGGAUAAAUUCAACAUUACGAGUCUUAUAAUGGAACCCAAAGGAAAAAUCCCCAAACCUACAAAGAAAGUGAAAAAGGGGAGUGUACCUCAGAGACUCUUUGAUAAGAAAUUUAAUUAUAAGGAGGAGGAGCCACUACUCAGGAAACAAAGGAAAAAUAAAAACCUAAAAAACCCUUCCCCACCUCCACCAAUUGAGGUCAAGGAGAGUAAACAAAGUGAUACUAAAGCAACACCACCACUAGACAGUAUAGCUUCUGAGCAUAUGGCUUCUGAGCAGCCUGAGUCUGAGCAUUUAAAGUCUAGGGAGCCUGAGUUAGAGCAUGUUGAAUACUCAAUUAUUGAUGAAUCUAAGGGUGAAAUUCCAUUGCUUGAUAUCACAGGGGAACCAAUGAAUAAAAAUAAGAAGAAGGGCGAGAAAAAAGGUAAGGGUAAGAGAGAAAGGCCUGAUAGUGACGAAAAAAGAAAAACAGAGACGAGACAGAGAAAGAAGGAUAAAAAAGAGGAGACAAAAAAGGUGAUAAUUAAGUCCCUCAAUUACAAUAAGAAAUGGGAAGAAGUCCUAAGAGCGAAAGACGUAGGUGUUUCAACUAGUAGGCCCCUAACAACUGCUAGGAUAGAUAUGUCAGAAUGGAGGGAGGAUCUCAAUGGAGAUAAAGCAGCUGAGGAUGCAGUAGCAGGAUCAGGGACCCAUGAUCCCCGUGCUUGA
Capsicum annuum is the source of this 951-nucleotide messenger RNA. RefSeq lists its product as uncharacterized. Lineage: Eukaryota; Viridiplantae; Streptophyta; Magnoliopsida; Solanales; Solanaceae. Bases 1 to 951 code for a protein of 316 amino acids. The transcript is spliced from 4 exons. The record is from RefSeq and is a predicted model, not a curated record.